This is a messenger RNA of Lactuca saligna, 2298 nucleotides long. The record is from the annotation of a GenBank genome assembly. Lineage: Eukaryota; Viridiplantae; Streptophyta; Magnoliopsida; Asterales; Asteraceae.
GUGUGAUCAGCGCAACCUGACUUACGUAAGUUCCUGAACAUAACACACCAUGCUCAAAGGUCCACUUCACACGAGCAAAGCCUCGCCCUCAAGAUGGUUCAAUCGACUUUACACACUCGUUUAUACAGUUGCCAUUUUCGCACUACUUUAUCACCAUUCUUGUAACCUCAUCUACUCACCUUCUUUAACCACCUUUUUCUUACUCGUCGCUGAUCUUGUGCUAGCUUUCUUCUGGGCAACCUGGCAAUCUUUCUUCUUUAAUCCAGUACACCGUCAGGUUUUCCCUGAGAACCUGGCACAAGUAGCGAAGGAGAGUGAUUACCCUGGACUAGACGUUUUUGUUUGCACGGCUGAUCCUUUCAAGGAGCCACCAGUCGGGGUGAUUAACACUGUGUUGUCUGUGUUGGCAUAUGAUUACCCGACAGAUAAGCUAUCGGUAUAUCUGUCAGAUGAUGGAGGGUCGCAGCUGACAUUAUUUGCGUUCAUGGAGGCUGCUAAAUUUGCUAAACACUGGCUACCAUAUUGCAAAAAGUAUAAUAUAUUAGACAGAUCACCGGAAGUUCAUUUCAGAAAGGAUCCAUCUCUGUUCCUUGAGACAAAUGAAAUCAAGGCGAUGUAUGAAAACAUGAAAUCCACUAUUAAAGAUGUGAUGGACAAAGGAACCAUUGAUGUUGAGCAAUUCAAUGACGAUCGUACUAUCAAAGCUCUCACUAAAUGGACUAGUAGAUUUACGCGUCACCAACAUCCUACAGUCAUCGAGGUUUUACUAAAACGUAACCACGACAAAGAUGUGUCGGGUCAUUACAUGCCGAAUCUAUUCUAUCUAGCACGAGAGAAGAAUAAAGCCGCCCCCCAAAAUUUUAAGGCAGGUGCCAUUAACGCUUUGCUUCGAGUAUCUGCAACAUUGACAAAUGCACCUAUAUUCCUUAUCCUGGAUUGUGACAUGUACUCCAACGAUCCAAAAACACCACUUCAUUUCUUGGACCCAACCAUCGGUUCAAAUUUUGGAUUCGUUCAAUUUCCUCAACUCUUCGACAACAUCAACAAAUACGACACUUACACUACUGAACACGUGCUUGAGAACCGAAUAUGUACCUCAGGAAUGGAUGGUUUGGAAGGCAUGUCAUUCAUGGGUACUAACGCCUUCUUCAAAAGAGAGGCUCUCACUGGGAAACCUACUAAAGCAAAAUGGAAAUGGAAUGAACAAAAUCAAUCAGAAUAUGAUUUAACAUUGGCACAUCGCGUUGCAAGUUGUAGUUUUGAGGAGAACACAAAAUGGGGUUCAGAGAUUGGAUUUAGAUAUGGCACGUUGGUUGAGGAUGCCUACACGAGUUUUAGAUUGCAAUGUUUAGGAUGGAAGUCGGUGGCAUGUAGACCAGAUAGACCUGCAUUUUUAGGAAAUAUGCCUAUUUCCCUUAAUGACUUUCUAAUGCAAACAAAAAGGUGGUAUAUGGGUUUACUACAAGUAGCUAUUUCUAAAUUUAGUCCUAUCACAUUCGGAAUAAGGAAUAUGAACCCUCUUCAGGCCUUGUGUCAUGCAUACUUUCAAUUCCGUGCCUUUUGGUGUAUUCCCAUAAUCAUAUAUGCCUUUUUGCCUCAAUUAGCACUUGUAAACUCCACCGCUAUAUUCCCAAAGGUAUCAGACCCUUGGUUUUCUCUUUAUGUAUUCCUUUUCCUUGGAGCAUAUGGGAAAAAUCUUGUUGAUUAUGUGGUGGCGGGAUCAACGUUAAAAAAGUGGUGGAGUUACCAAAGAAUGUGGUUGAUAUUGGGAUGCUCGACUUACCUAUUUUCAUUUUUUGAUUGGUUGGUUACGUCUCUUGGCAUGUCAACAUUGGAGUUUAAUGUGACAAGCAAAGUGUCAGACAAUGAACAAGAAAUACGUUACCAUAAAGGAAUUUUCAGUUUUGGCGUAGAAUCACCGAUGUUUGUAUCAAUAAAUGUGGCUGUGAUUGUCAACUUUUUCGCCUUUUUUAUGGGAAUUGGGCAUGUUUUGAUCAAUAAUGGGAGGGUUGAAGAAUUGUUUGGCCAGUUAUUCAUUACAGGGUUUGGUGUGGUAAUUGGUUGGCCAAUAUUUGAAGGCAUGGUAUUGAGGAGUGAUAAAGGAAAGAUGCCUAUCAAGACCACCUUGAUAUCAGUUUGUGUUGCUUUGUCUAUUCACUUGUUGUUUUCUUCGGCAUUUUAACAAUCACCGGAUAUGGCAAUGUUAUUUUCACCAUAUAUAUUUGCUUUUUCAAUUUUAAUUGGCAUUCUAGAAGAUGAUGUAAAUUUCAGAUAGAUUGGAAUGCAUUAUGAAUGGCU